GUAUUUUAUUUUUAUUUUAUUUUAUUUUUAAUUAUGUGUGACGUCAUACCUACAAGCAAACGCACAUCAGAAAAGCCACUUUAUAGCCACCAUAAUAUUUUGUCGUAAUAGUCGCUGUUUCUAUGGUUACUAAAUCCCAAACAAUAACUAAGCGCACAUUGUAACGUAGUGACUAUAUACUCUUUGGUGCACUUUAUUUUUAUGUCACUAAAUGAUUUCAAUGUUAUUAUUCAAUAUUGUUAUCAAAUGAAUAUCAAUUCACUUUAGUUUAUUUAUAGCACAUAAUAAGUAUCGUCAGUACUUGUGUUAGAUUUGAUUUAUUUGUGAUGAAGCACAAAACACUUACGUGUUAAAUGAUGAUUCGCUUGAAAGACUUUAUUAUAUCAACAGUGGAACGCAGUUUCAACCACACAGAUUUAAAGUUACACGUUCAACACGAAUAUGUAUUAUCUGAUUUUUUAAACAAUUCUCAAUCACUCUUGAUUCAAGGUUUCAUUGCUGAUAAUGAAUUACAUUUGUAUAAUGAAAUACAAAAAAAUGAAAUAAAAUCUGUAAUAUUUUAUAAAACAUCGGCUAUAGCACUCACACACGAUGAUUUCGUAAAAGACGUAAAUAUUAUAACUUUAUCAAGUAAUGCACCUGAAUCAUUAUAUCAGAUUUUAAGGACUGUCUAUACUCCUUUGCUUGUUAAGGAUGACGACGUGCAUUCUAAUAAACUACAAAAACAUCUGUCUGAUUUGGAGUCGGUUUUAAAAUUGUUGUCUUAUGGUAAAGGACCCAACAACACGAAUGUGAUAUUAACCAUUGAAGAUGAAUUGGAGUAUUGGAAAACAUUGGGCGACAGAAAAGAUGUUUCUAAAAAAGAAAGAGAAUCCGCACACGCCUUUUCAGAAUUAUUUGAAGAUAUUUGUCAAGAACUCAGGUUUUUUUACAAUUUUUUAUACAGUUAAAAAUGUAUUCUAUCAAAUUGUAACACAGUAAUGGUACCUAUAACUAAAUAUUGUGACAAUUUUAACAUACCAUCACAUAAAGUAUUUAUUCGUAUUUUUAUCCCAAAAGUGUUAGGGCAUAGCGUAUAGUGCGUGCAAGUUUCAUCGAGCUUAAAUUCGUCCCAAGAUGUGACAGGGCGUGCCUAGCCUGCCUAGCGUGCCUAACGUG
This is a messenger RNA of Manduca sexta (tobacco hornworm), 1158 nucleotides long. RefSeq lists its product as uncharacterized. The transcript has 5 exons. The record is from RefSeq and is a predicted model, not a curated record. Lineage: Eukaryota; Metazoa; Arthropoda; Insecta; Lepidoptera; Sphingidae. The coding region runs from base 354 to 950 and encodes 198 amino acids.